CACCUCCCUUUAUUUAAUCACCUAUCUAUAUAUUUCAUAUCCAUCAAAAACACUUUCAUACAACAAAAUAACACAAAAAGAAAAAAAACAGUAUGGGGAGGCCACCUUGUUGUGAUAAAAUUGGUGUCAAAAAAGGUCCUUGGACUCCUGAAGAAGAUAUCAUAUUAGUAUCUUAUAUUCAAGAACAUGGUCCUGGAAAUUGGAGAUCAGUCCCUACUAAUACUGGAUUGAUGAGAUGCAGCAAAAGUUGUAGGCUAAGGUGGACAAAUUACUUGAGGCCAGGAAUCAAAAGGGGGAAUUUCACUCCACAUGAAGAAGGAAUGAUUAUCCAUCUUCAAGCUUUGUUGGGUAACAAAUGGGCAGCUAUAGCUUCGUAUCUACCUCAAAGAACAGAUAAUGAUAUCAAGAAUUACUGGAACACGCAUCUCAAGAAAAAACUCAAGAAAUUCCAAAUAGAACUGGAUUCACAUAAUUUGCCUCUUCCUCCUCCUAAUUUAGAAAAUUCUAACACUAAUAACUAUGAUCAUCAUCAUCAAUUCACAAAGUUAUUGAACUCUCCAAAUUCUUCAUCAUCAUCAUCAUCAUUAUAUGCUUCUAGUACUGAAAAUAUUUCAAGACUUCUAGAAGGUUGGAUGAGAUCUUCCCCUAAUCCUUCUAGAAGAAACAAUAUUGAUCAUGAUGAAAUGUUGCAUGAGGCACAAAAGGAAUUACAAGAUCAAGAUGGAGGAGUUAGCAAUGAUGAUGUUGUAAUAAUUCCAAAUGUGAAUGUUGAUUGUGAAAGUAGUGAAGUUGUUACACAUGAAAAGACAAGUCCUCCUCCAUUCACAUAUCUUGAAAAAUGGCUACUAGAAGAAAAUGGUGGUCAAGUUGAAGAACUCAUGGAACUUCCAAUGAUAUUCACAUAAUAAUAUUAAUUAUUUCUCUUUAAUUACAACUUAUGACUACUUUUUUUUUUCUUGUGUGGAGUUUAUUUGGGGGGGGCAUGCAUGCAUGGCCUAUUAUUCGAAGAAAGCGUAAUAGCUUACUGGUUCAUGAGUGAGAUCAACAGAAAUGAUAAGAUCGUGAAAAUUGCUUUUUCAAGUGUAUUUAGCAGAACGUUCUACCAAUCAAGGAAGGUUUUUAACUUCAUGGCAUGGGAAUUGUACUAAUGUUCGAGUGAUGAAAUAAGGUUUUUGAUGACAGGAUCUGGACGAAGUCCUUAAGAUGUGUGUUAAGUUUUAAGUUAACAUAGUUCUAAUUUUAUGUAACUUUUCUAAUUAUAAUUAUAUGUUAAAAUAAGCUCCAUGAUAA
This is a messenger RNA of Solanum pennellii, 1290 nucleotides long. RefSeq names its product transcription factor MYB30-like. The transcript is spliced from 3 exons. The record is from RefSeq and is a predicted model, not a curated record. Lineage: Eukaryota; Viridiplantae; Streptophyta; Magnoliopsida; Solanales; Solanaceae. Gene Ontology annotation, biological process: response to auxin. The coding region runs from base 93 to 905 and encodes 270 amino acids.